Paramacrobiotus metropolitanus is the source of this 712-nucleotide messenger RNA. RefSeq lists its product as uncharacterized. NCBI's taxonomy places the organism in Eukaryota, Metazoa, Tardigrada, Eutardigrada, Parachela, Macrobiotidae. The record is from RefSeq and is a predicted model, not a curated record. The transcript is spliced from 3 exons. Bases 1 to 477 code for a protein of 158 amino acids.
AUGCUUGUUAUUCCGCUGACAGCGGUAUUCGUGGAGAGCCACUUUGCCGUGUAUUCUGACAAGAAAGCCCGCCGUUAUGUAGUUAUACUAUAUAAACGACGAAGCGUUUGCUUGGCCAAUAAUGCAGAUGUAUUAGCCAACGUGGUUAUCUUUCGAAACAGCAGUAUAAACCGUCUAAGUACAGUGAAUUUCACCGCAGCUCAGCCGGCAGCGGGGGAGAGCUCUCUCCGCAGCGAGUGUGUUGCCUGCAUUAAGCGGCAUACUUGCGAUCCCUAUCACACCGUGGAGUACGCUCUUAUCCUGGCGUUAUGCGUGCUCAUCCUGCUGGUAACCGUCGUCGGAUGGCUAGUCAACCAGCAUGCACAGAUGCAGAACCGGCUGGCUCGACUGGAGACCCAGAGGGACGCGCUGCUGUCGGCCCUGCCGUAUCCCGGUGUCUUUCUCGACAAAGAUGAUCCUCAACGUCAGGGCAAAUGAAACGACGAGGUGCAGUUACAGCACGCUGGAUUUACCGGCAUCCGAUCCCGCUUCUGGAUAAACAAUGUCUUUUCUGUAAACAGCAGCUUUCUAUAAUCAUGCAUGUACAGUAUAUGUUUUACUACCGCUGAUGUUCUCGUAGUAUACAAUGUUAUCUCACAAUGUGGCUGACCGGCGGAAUCAUGAGAAUUUCACUAUUAUCCAUUCAGAAUGUUCAGUGUUUAUGUGGAUUUUU